AUGACACCAGCUGCACGUGACUACGGGGGCCCUGAGCAGCACCAGCACCGAAGAGGGGGAGCCAGCCGCCAGCACCAGAAACUAGCGGGGCGCGCGGGGCAGCACCAGCACCACGACACCCGGGGCGCCCUCAAAUGCGCGCGCGGCGCGGCAGCACCAGUGGCCGAGCAGCACGAGCACCGACCACAUCCGGCGCAGGAGCAGCACCAGACACCAGCCGGCGCUCCCGGAGCACCUAGGACCAGGAGCGGCGGCCCUCAGAUGCACCACACCACUACGCUCGCUCGGCGCAGCGCCACCACCAGCGGUCGCGGAGCAGCAUCCAGCACCACCGGCUCACCAACACCACGAGCGGGCGCGCCCGCAGACCACCACCAGCGGGCCAGAGACGCCAGCACACCACCACAAGCGCGGGCGUGCCCGCACGACCACCACCAGCGCCCGCGCCCGCAGCCACCACCCACCACGAGCGGGCGGCCCGCAGCCCACCAACCAGCGGGCGCGCCGCAGCACCACCACCGACCAGCGGUGCGGACCGCAGCCCACCACCACAAGCGGGCGCGCCCGCAAGCACCUAACCACCAGCGGCCGCGCCGCACCACCACACCACUCACACAGCCGGCGCGCCCGAAGCACCACCACCAGCGGGCGCGACCGAAGCACCACGACCACCAGCGCGCGCUCCAGCUAGCACCACCACCACGAGCUGUCGCGCCCGCAAUCACCCACCGCAACCAGGCUCGCGCCCGCACCAACACCACAAGCGCGGGCUCCCGCACACACCAGCGAGCGUCUCCCGCAGCACCAAGACCACCAGCUCUCUCUACCGCAGCACCACCACCAGCGCGCGCGCCGCAGCACACCACCACUAUCCUUGCUGCCCUCAGCACCACCGACACAUCUCUCUCUCCCUCACCACCAACCACAACUCGGCGCCGAACCACCACAGACAUUAAGCAUAACGAUCCUACUGCUUGGGAAAUGCCUGAGUGUUUGCAAUGGCGUGCAACAAGCAUUGAUAUUCAUGGGUGA
Molecule: messenger RNA, 1032 nt
Organism: Penaeus indicus
Lineage: Eukaryota; Metazoa; Arthropoda; Malacostraca; Decapoda; Penaeidae
Product: serine/arginine repetitive matrix protein 1-like
Exons: 4
Coding region: 1-1032 (343 amino acids)
Source: RefSeq, a predicted model, not a curated record